AGCUGCUGUGCAAGAUGGCUGCAAAGAGAAAGUUCAUGAGAAACAUUCAUGAAUUUUUUGCAUUUUCUCCUUACCAGAAUUCUUGAUAGAUAUGACAUUAGGAGGAACUAAGUAGUUUAAUGAUGGAACACAAGUCGGACCUUGAAAAGGCAAAGAAAGUGUACAGAGCUGCAGUUGAUGCUGUCAAGAAACUUGAUGAGUCGUUAAAGAAAAAGAAAGCCUACAGAGAGGUGUUCAGCCAAGAUGCUGUUGGCCUUAGAUACAAAUUACGGGAGUACUGUGAGAGGCUUAUGUUCUACAACCCGCUGUAUUAUGGUCGGAAGGCAGAGGAGGUCUUGUGGAGGAAGGUCUUUUACGAUAUCAUACAGCUUAUCAAAAGAAAUAGGAGGCAUGUGCGUGUUGGCAGCUCCCUAGAGACAGCUUAUCGGACCCACCUUUCUGCUGCGUGCGGAUAUUACUACCACCUGCUCUUCCGACUCCAGAAGGAUUUCAACCUCAAACUCAACAUGAAGAUAGACUUCCCUCUUCUGCCUGACAAUAAUCCAAGUCGUUACAUCAAGGCUGUUCGGAAGAAAGAAGUUACAACCGCCAUGAAGGAAUGGGCCCUGAAAACUGUCCACCGAUGCCUGGUCUGUCUGGGAGAUAUCGCACGAUACCAGCAUGACUUUGAUGCAGGGAUGAACAUUGUGGCUGAGAGGUUCUACUUGCAGGCGUGGAUUAUCUUCCCAGAAAUGGGAGUGGCCCACAACCAGCUAGGAACUCUGGCUUCAUCUCGUUACUUCUACUGUGAGGCAGCGUACCAUUACAUCAGAUGCCUGUCGAGCGAGGUUCCGUUUGAAGGUGCCGAGGGGAACCUGUUGCGGCUGUUUGAGAAGAACCAGAAGCGCUACCAGGAGCUCACUGCAGACACUGCCAGAACCAGCCAGAACCCACAUGAACAAUGUUACAAUGACCUUAAGGCCUUCUUCAUCCAAUUUAUGAACCUGCUCAAGAUAUUCUACAGAUAUGAUGUACCUGCAAGUCAACAAGACAACCAUGAGAUACAGGAGUGUUGCCAGGCAACCCUGAAUAGUUUUAACCAGUGCAUGUUCUACGAGCCAACAACAUACAGCGCAGACCUGGCAGAGGAGAACCUGCACUUCCUGGAGGACGAUGUUGUGUUCAAGAUUGUCGUCAUGUGUACCUCUACCAUUCACAUCCUGCAGAACAGAGGUUCGCGGAAAGUGACAGCGGCCACAGCGUUCUUGCUAGCACUCUUUUCCCACAUUCUGAACCAUGUUGUGAUCCGGCUGCAGGGGGCGCUUUAUGAACGGGAAAACCCCAACAAGAUCCUCCAGGCCAACACCCAUAACUAUGACGGUAUAAAUGGUGAGGAUUCAGAGAGUGACUCAAAGUGUUCCCUGGUCUCCUCUGCCUCCUCUUCUCUGAAGAAUGGACACAUCAAACACCCAACAGCCAUGAAAAACAACAACAACAACACUCAGAAGGACCAGCCAAAAACUAAGAAGCUGCACACUCGAAUGAGACGGAGGCGGCGUCCAAAGGCCAGCAAGGUUGACAGUGACUCAGACCUCUCAGAUAUGUCCGACCUCAGUGAAGGAGAGGCUGCUAUGAGAGAGGAGAUCUCAGAUGACUCUGAGGAGGAACCUUUGGGCUUCUACAAUGAUGACUCCGACUCUGAACUCUCUGACUCUCUAAUGAAGAGCCAGGACCUGGAGCCUGGGUUUGCUGCAGGCCCUGGGGCUGACUCUGUCCCUCCUCCAGGGGCCCCGGACGACAUGUUUCCAAUACCAGAGAUUACAGCCCCAAAUCACAAACCAACAGAAAACCUCGCUCCGGGGUUUGGUGCACCAUCCAGUGACACAAACAAAAUGUGGCCACUCAGCCAUAGUGACAGUCUCGCAACAUUUUCAUCUGAACUGUUUUCAAGUUCUGUGCCAUUUUUGAGUUCAAACUUUAAGCUUUCUCAACCUACAGAGGGUGUGGAUAAUGAUGUCAUCAUGGGCAAGAAACAGGUGUCUGUCCCACCAGGAUUCCACACAUCAUCAGAGGCCAAACACGUCGCUGAGAUCUCCCAAAAACUUGCCAACUUUGUUAUAGAGACAGAUACUGAGGCUUCAAUUACUGCAACUGAAAUAGAUUCAGAUGGGGAGGAGGACACGCCACAGAGCAGUGAGGACACAGAGAAAGCCAGGUCAUCGUCAGAAGAGGAGCGUGAGGGGGCCCGUGUGCAGCACGUGCUCGAGGUAAUCCAGGGGGAGGGGCUGAUGCCGGCUGUCAAGGUGAUCACAGACUGGAUGACCUGCAACUCUGCCAUCAUCAUGACCUGUGCCCAGAGCUCCCAAUCUGUCUGGUGUAGGCUCUCCGUGCUGCUUAAUUUCCUGCCGCAUGAGUCGACCAUCACCGAGCAUGCCGAGUGUUGGAGUGAUGAUGUUCGUGUGGGUGUGGUGGGUGGGGGUGAGGGGGGAUGGAGUCAGACCCUGCCCCUCCCUGAGGACAUCCACCUGACUCGGUUCCCGCCCCUGAGCCACGCGCACAAGGACCUUCCAAGGAAAACUUCCGUCAAGAUGAGCGAGCAACAAGAGAGUUUCCUGCGAACACGCUGUCUGCGUCAGUUUGGUCACUUUCUGUCGGGACUGAAGGGGCUCAACUUCUCAUACAACGAGGAGAAGGGUAUCUUCAUCGGCCCUGCUCCGCCAAUCAGUACUGAGGAAACACAGGAAGAUGCCAUGGAGAAAAUGGUUGAUGCAGAGAGCAGAAGAAACCAAUUGAUGAGGGACAUGGCCCAACUGAGACUGCAGGCCGAGGUGAGCCAGCUGGAAGGGAACCUGUCACAGCCAGAGACCGCGCCCUUCCCCCCAUACGUGAUCCCAGACGCCACGUCCCUAUGUACUGCUCUUCCCAAUGUACGCAGGCUCGCACAGUCCAAUAGGACCAUCAUUGUCAUUCCCCUUGCUGUGAUAGACAGUCUGGACAUCCAGAAGAAGGAGAGUCAUGGUGCACGAGAGGCCAUACGAUGGCUCGAGGCAGAGUUCCGCAAGGGAAACAGAUACAUCCGAGCUCAGAAGAAUAGUGAGAAACUACAGACUGCAGUUCCUAAACAUUUGAAGAAGAAAAACAGAGAUACCUGGUGUGCCUUGGAGAUAUUCAACUGCGCAUUAUACCUGUCACGGCAGGGUGGGGAUUUUGGGGCGGACACGGUUAUCGCUGUACUGACUGCCACGAAGUUCUCCCACCUGACACACCCUCUUGUCAAACAGACCAUUGCUUCCAGUGAACAGGAAGGAGUGUCGGUGGAGAACGUGACAGAAUUCAUGGCCAAGUGGUCCGAGGAUCUGAACAAGAGAUGAGAUGGGCCUGCAGCGACCAUGCAGGGGCAUGUGAAGUGCCUUCAGGGACGUAUCACACAUGCACAAUAAACUAUGCAGUGCCUGUGUAUACAAACCGUCGACCCGACUCAGUUAUGCAAGCUCCAUGUUCACAAUCAGGUCAAUUAGUCUAAAGAUCAUUGACCUUUUGAUUAAUAUGGGAAAGGUUAAAUGAAAAGCUCAUAAUGCUGAUAAUGAAAACUCACACAUUUUGGAAUAAACAACAAAAAUGGAGACUUUGUUGUUGUUGGUACUUUGCACUCUAUACUGAACUUGCAAUUCACUGUUAACUAUUUCAGGAUUAAACUAGCUGCAACCAAAUUUCAUAUUUGAUAAACAUUUUUGAAGUUUUGAAGAGUUUACUUUUACGUGAUUUUUUUGCUUUCUUUUAUGAUAGAAAUCCAUGCCAAAUCUAAAAUAAAGUUUGUUUUCAUUUUAUUUUGCUAAAAUAUACCAAGUUUUUUUGCAUUUUAGAUUAUCAAUAGAUAAGUAUGGGUUCUGACUUACAGUGAUUGUGCUUUCCUAAUAUAUGCACACAUGUCCACUGAGGCCAGAGAAGAUGCAGACAUGUCCACUGAGGCCAGGGAAGAUAAUAUACAAUGUACGUUGGUUGUUAAUAUGUUUCUAAAUGUGCCCAAAGAACAUUCUUAUUAUUAUGAGCUUGCUUUUUUUACAAACUCACUGAAAUAAAUUUAUGUCUAAAUAAUUUAUGAUAAUGAAUGUGUAAAUUUUACCAUUUUUAGUUUUUUACUGAAACUACGUAUUGAAUAAAUCAUUAACAUAA
Messenger RNA from Mya arenaria, 4152 nucleotides. RefSeq names its product nonsense-mediated mRNA decay factor SMG5-like. Lineage: Eukaryota; Metazoa; Mollusca; Bivalvia; Myida; Myidae. Bases 120 to 3350 code for a protein of 1076 amino acids. The record is from RefSeq and is a predicted model, not a curated record. Gene Ontology annotation, cellular component: telomerase holoenzyme complex. The transcript is spliced from 25 exons. Gene Ontology annotation, molecular function: protein binding; telomerase RNA binding; telomeric repeat DNA binding. Gene Ontology annotation, biological process: nuclear-transcribed mRNA catabolic process, nonsense-mediated decay.